AUGGCACCGCAGCCGGAGGACGCGCCCAAGCCUUCGCCAGAGGAGUCUCGCGAGUGGACGCUGCGGUUCAUCCAGGCCCUCGGAGUGGACGCGUCCCUCCCGGCCUCGGCGGAGCGUCCCGACGCCUACUCCGCCCUCGUCCGCGCGCUCCUGUCCUCCGCCACCGUCUCCUCCUCCCCCGCGCCGCGCGUCUCCUGCACCCUCACCGUCUCAUCCGCCGCAACUAAUACCUACAACACGCUCCACGGCGGCGCGGUGGCGGCCGUCGCGGAGGCCGUCGGGAUGGCGUGCGCGCGUGCUGCGGCGGGGGAUAAGGAGAUGUUCCUCGGCGAGCUCAGCACAGCGUAUCUCUCAGCCGCCCGCCUUGAUGUGAGAUCUACAUCCCUUGCUCAAUUUUACCGAACCGUAGUUUGUGUUGUUUUAAUUCGAUGA
This is a messenger RNA of Triticum turgidum subsp. durum (durum wheat), 432 nucleotides long. Lineage: Eukaryota; Viridiplantae; Streptophyta; Magnoliopsida; Poales; Poaceae. The record is from the annotation of a GenBank genome assembly.